UAUAUCCGACCUCUCAUUCCACAGCUCUUUCGCGCUCUCUCCUCUCAUUAAACUCACUCACUCUCACUCACGCUGUCUCUGUCCGGGAAGGUCGCUUUCAGCAAAACCGCCUGUUGUGUCUGUGGGAUUCAUUCCAGUGGUGAGCUACAAACAGACACGCUUUCCUGGCUCUGCUGUUUUCUGUCUAUCCCGGACGUCUGCAGUAAAUUCGUGUGUUUGCGAGCCUGCUAUGUAUUCUAUUAUAACGGAAUACACUCGAAUCUUCUCCCUGUGAAGAAAGAGGCGACGGACCGCCUGAACUCAACUAGCAGCUGAAGUCUCAUCUCCGUGGGGGUCUUGUUUUGUGUUUUACGGAGGACCCUGGUUCUGAGAACUCCCACAAAAUGGAGAAGUUAGAAAAUGGAAUCAAGCCAGUGAAAGAGUGUGAAUCUCCCGACGACGAAGUGGUUGACCCUCGGAUCCAGGGGGAGUUGGACAGGUUGAACCAGUCUACAGAGGACAUCAACCGCUGGGAGACAGAGCUGGAGGACUGUCGUCAGAGGUUCCGCGCGGUGCUGGUGGAAGCCACAGUGAAGCUGGAUGAGCAGGUGAAGAGGAUCGGCAGAGCUGUAGAAGACUCCAAACCUUACUGGGAGGCCAGGAGAGAAGCUAGACAGGCCCAGCUGGAGGCCCAGAGGACGACGGGAGAGUUCCAGAGGGCGGUGGAGAUCCUGGGGGCGGCUAAAGAGACCAUCGCCCUGGCAGAGGAGAGACUACUGGAGCAGGACAGCAGACAGUUUGACUCUGCCUGGCAGGAGAUGCUCAACCACGCCACCAACAGGGUGAUGGAGGCGGAGACGACGAGGACUCGUAGCGAAAUAGAGCACAGAAAGACGGCGAACCACUACAAUGCCUGCAUCAGUUAUAUGAGACAGCUGGAGAAGAAACUCAAACGCACCAUCAACAAGUCCAGGCCAUAUUUUGAACUGAAGGCGAAAUACUACCUAAAACUGGAGCAACUAAAACGUUGCGUAGACGAGCAUCAGGCGAAACUGACCGUUGCCAAGGCAGACUACCGCACAGCGCUGCGUAACCUAGAGACCAUCUCCGAGGAGAUCCACGCCCGGCGAUGCUCCAUCACCAUGGGAACCAGAGGGAGGGGCGUGGGGGCCGAGGGGGAGGCAAGCCAUGAGGACAUCACCAAUUUCAAGAUGGAGUCAGACGGACUGUCCAUGGUGUCUGUGACGUUUGAUGAAGAAGGAGGAUCAGAGGAAGAGACAGAAUCACACUCCACUUCCGCUCCCCUCGACAUGACCUCCUCCUCCCAUCAUCCCUCCUCCUCCUUCACCCCCUCUGCCUACCUCUCCUCUGCCCCCUCUCUCCUCUCCUCGUCCUGUCCCAGUACCAUGGAGGGACCCAGUCCUGGCGGCUGGCUAAGCCCAGAGUCGAGGUGUGGUUCAGGGCAUGACUGUCCUCACCUCAGCCCCCGUUCCCAGUGCAGUGGGGCCUCCUCCCCAGACCCAGACUGCGACCAAGAGAGAGGGGACAGAGCAGAGGGAGCAGAGCAGAAGUUGGAGCCGGGUCUGAGUAAGCUGACCCUGACCAUAACACACCCACUGCAUCCUGGGAAGGAUGACCCCAAAGGUGACCCUAAGACGACCUCCCCAUCAGCCCACAACCCAUAGCCCCGUUCCAACAGCGAAUAACGCACAGAAGACUUCACCUCUCACAUCGUACCAUUGACUCAUGACCUUUAAACCUGAACUCUGAACUAUGAGGCUUUCUAUGGACGUGUUUAUGUUCACUCCAGAGGCAAAUCUGAAGUCAGCCACUAUUACAUACAUAGGAAAUAAGGAAUAGUGGAAAUCAGUGGUGGCUGGUGGGAGUAGCUAUAGGAGGACGGGCUCAUUGUAUUGGCUGGAAUGGAAUGAAUGGAACAGAGUCAAACAUGUGGUUUCCAUAUGUUUGAUAGCGUUCCAUUUCAUUCCAGCCAUUACAAUGAGCCCGUCCUCCUAUAGCUACUCCCACCAGCCACCACUGGUGGAAAUAGGGUGCCAUUUUGGAUCUUGUCCAGAACAGAUCGGGAGGAAUCUGGAAGGGGAAGUCAACAUGAUGGAUACCUGGGGAUUGUGGGGGAGCAUAGCCAGCCCAGUCGAUGGUCAACUCCUUAAAAGAUUCGAAGGAAGGGUGUGAAAGAGACAUCGCUAUGGCUGCAUCCUGAAUCUCCACACUUGUCACAAAGGGUGCACUUGCACACAUCCUGUCAUGGACUUAAAAACAAUGGAUUGUGUAAACUGUAGGGAGUUUCCACUAUUGUUAAUUGUUAGAAUAACCCUGGGGAGAGAUGUUGACUGUUGACUUGUGGUCUCAGUGGGGAUGUGAGGCAGAGGUUGAUGUGGUCUCAGUGGGGACAACAGAAGGACACUGUGACUUUCACACCACUAAACCCUGGACUUAUGAGCAACCCCUGAUCCCACAGCAUGUGUGGUUCCUCAAUUAAAAGUUUCAAGUUUAUGCCGGAACUGUUUGUGGUAGAUGGUGGCAGAUUGUGGUAAAUUGCAUCAUUCUGUCAUUGCACCACACUAUCACAAGGGGGAGUUAGAGCUCUGAUUUUGGUUUCUCUCUCUCUAAAAACAGAUAUAAAUCAUUCUAAAUAACAAACGGGCUUUAUUUAUCCCAGUGUGAAAGACUGAUAGCCCCUCUAUAUAGAGUUUCUGAAUCACGGAGUCCUUCUUUGCUGAUGUGAAGAAGAAACUGAAUGAAAGAGAGUCCAGUGAGGAUAAUGAGGGAAAAAGGUUUCCCAAGUCCUGAGUUAUUUUUAUUAACCCUUAAUGUUACCAGGUAAGUUGACUGAGAACACAUUCUCAUUUACAGCAAAGACCUGGGGAAUAGUUACAGGGGAGAGGAGGGAGGGAUCAAGGAGUCAAUUUUAAGGAAUGUUCUCUUGAUAAGUGUGUGAAUUGGACCAUUUUCUUGUCAAAAUGUAAUGAGUACUUUUGGGUGUCAGGUAGUAAAAAGUACAUUAUUUUCUUUAGGAAUGUGGUGAAGUAAAAGUAAAAGUUGGCAAAAAUAUAAAUAUUAAAAGUACAGAUACCCAAUAAAACGACUUAGAACUUUAAA
Molecule: messenger RNA, 3099 nt
Organism: Salvelinus fontinalis (brook trout)
Lineage: Eukaryota; Metazoa; Chordata; Actinopteri; Salmoniformes; Salmonidae
Product: SH3 domain-binding protein 5-like
Exons: 9
Coding region: 384-1664 (426 amino acids)
Biological process (GO): negative regulation of protein tyrosine kinase activity; intracellular signal transduction
Cellular component (GO): cytoplasm
Molecular function (GO): protein kinase inhibitor activity
Source: RefSeq, a predicted model, not a curated record